AUGGCACUUAAAGACACUGGGAAGACGAAGACCCCCGUGGAACCAGAGGUGGUGAUUCACCGAAUUAGAAUUACUCUAACCACUCACAACGUAAAAUCUUUGGAAAAGGUGUGUGCUGACUUGAGCAGAGGUUCGAAGGAAAAGAAUCUCAAAGUGAAAGGACCAGUGAGGAUGCCUGCCAAGACUCUGAGAAUCACUAUGAAAAAGACUCCUUGUGGUGAAGGUUCUAGGACUUGGGAUCGUUUUCAGAUGAGGAUCCACAAGCAACUCAUUGAUCUGCACAAUCCUUCUGAGAUUCUUAAGCAGAUUACCUCCAUCAGAAUUGAGCCUGGAGUUGAGGUUGAAGUCACCAUUGCAGAUGGCUUAAAUCAACCUUUUUAA
This is a messenger RNA of Nyctereutes procyonoides (raccoon dog), 381 nucleotides long. Its product is annotated as 40S ribosomal protein S20-like. Gene Ontology annotation, molecular function: structural constituent of ribosome. Bases 1 to 381 code for a protein of 126 amino acids. NCBI's taxonomy places the organism in Eukaryota, Metazoa, Chordata, Mammalia, Carnivora, Canidae. Gene Ontology annotation, cellular component: cytosolic small ribosomal subunit; ribosome. Gene Ontology annotation, biological process: translation. The record is from RefSeq and is a predicted model, not a curated record. The transcript has a single exon.